AUGCAAGUGCGGCCUCUAUCGCUUGCUUUGCAAGAAAAGGCUGCAUUAGAAUUGUACGAGACGCCGAAUAAACUUGAAAAUGGAUUGAAAGAAUUAAAGGAAUGGAUCAGUCAACAGCCCCACUUGAAAGCUCGAACAGAUGACCAAUGGCUUGCUGCUUUCCUGAGAGGUACUAAGCAUAAUUUGAAUCGAGCCAAGGAGAAGAUAGAUCUAUACUAUUCCUUAAGAACAGUAUCACCUGAUUUAUUCAGGUUCAGACAGACUAACCCACGGUUUAAAUAUUUACUGCGAACUGGGGCUGCCUUAGUGUUACCGAAGCUGGCAACGCCACUGUCUCCUCGUGUUAUCCUCAUCAAACCCAGCCUUUACGAUCCGAGCGAGAUUCCGCCAAUCGAUUUCUUCUCUUUUGCACAUCUUUUUCAACAGAUUAUGUAUUUAGAAGAUGACGCGUUUAUGGUGAAUGGAACUAUAAAUGUGAUAGACAUUGAGGGAAUCACCAUGGCUCAUAUUAUGGCGAUGACACCAACAGUGUUGAAGAAGCUGGUGAUUGCGGGGCAGGAUGCUUCACCACUAAGACUGAAAAGUUUGCACAUCAUAAACGGAGUGCCGAUUUUGGAGAAAUUAUUCAGUUUGACGAAAAAACUCCUCAACGAGAAACACAGGAAAAAACUCUUCAUGCACACCAAGGAUUUGAGUACACUAAAUAAUUACGUCCCUCCUGAAAUAUUACCUGCAGAGUAUGGUGGACAGGGAGGGAGUAAGCAGGAGAUAAUAGACUAUUGGGUGAAAAAACUAGACGAUUAUGGAGAUUGGUUUGAAGAAGAUAUGAAGUUUGGAACGGAUGAGAGCAAUAGGCCGGGCAAAGAAAAAACUACAGAAAAUACGAUCGGAGUCCAAGGAUCUUUUAGGCAAUUAACUGUGGAUUAA
Messenger RNA from Spodoptera littoralis (African cotton leafworm), 927 nucleotides. Lineage: Eukaryota; Metazoa; Arthropoda; Insecta; Lepidoptera; Noctuidae. The record is from the annotation of a GenBank genome assembly.